Messenger RNA from Brassica napus (rape), 687 nucleotides. Its product is annotated as 10 kDa chaperonin 2, chloroplastic-like. Gene Ontology annotation, cellular component: mitochondrial matrix. Gene Ontology annotation, molecular function: protein folding chaperone; ATP binding; protein-folding chaperone binding. Bases 153 to 572 code for a protein of 139 amino acids. Lineage: Eukaryota; Viridiplantae; Streptophyta; Magnoliopsida; Brassicales; Brassicaceae. The transcript has 6 exons. The record is from RefSeq and is a predicted model, not a curated record.
CCCAAAAUGAAAACUUGGAAACAACCAAUGAGCUUUUUAAACAUUAGCCCAAUUCAAAAACAUAAGAACCAACGAGAAACCUCUAGCCGAAGUCGCAGAGGAAGAAGAUCUGCUUGCUUGUGCAAACAAAAAAAAAAAAACCUUAUCUUGCAAUGGCUUCUUCAACUUUCGUCUCUCUGCCAAAACCCUUCUUUGCUUUUCCGGUUAAAACCAGUUCCCCUCCCCUAGCUAACCAUAAGCUUCUCGGAAGUCGAAGAGGCUGUCUGAGUGUCAAAGCGAUUUCCACUAAAUGGGAACCGACAAAGGUUGUUCCUCAAGCAGACAGGGUUCUUGUUCGCCUUGAAGAGCUUGCACAGACAACCUCAGGUGGAGUGUUGUUGCCUAAAGCAGCUGUUAAGUUUGAGAGAUACUUAACCGGAGAGGUUGUCUCUGUUGGUUCUGAGGUUGGACAACAAGUUGGCCCUGGAAAGAAGGUUCUGUUCUCUGACGUGAGCGCUUAUGAGGUCGAUUUGGGGACGGGUGCUAGGCAUUGCUUUUGUAAAGAGAGCGACUUGUUGGCCCUCGUGGAGUGAAGAGAUCUUGUCAGAGAUAAUAUCCCUUCAAGAUUUUUACUUGUUUCCUGUAAUCUCAGAUACUAUAAUCUUGUUUUGUGACAGUUUUUUCAAUUUAAUAUCAUUUUGAAGACAA